AUGGACGUAUGGAAUCCAUUAGUAAAACUUAUACGUCUCGGCAUGUAUUUCAAGUCAAAACAGGAGGUGGACCUUGCUAUCCGAGAAUGGAACAUUCGCCGUGGAAGGGAAAUUUUUGUGAUGGAUAGCAAACCAACUUUAUACAAAGUUAAAUGCUACACGAGAAACAAAAAUUUUAAAAACCCUUUCCCUCAUGCUCCUUUGUGUGAUUGGCGUGCAACGGCGUCAAAACAGAAACACCAACACCUUUGGCAAAUUACCAACUGGGCGCCUGCCCAUAGUUGUUAUUCCAUGGUGGUACGCAACAACAACAGGUGCCUUAGAUCUAAGGAUAUCGCUGCACACAUCCUGCCACAAAUUCGUACAGACAUUGCGUUGAAGGAGCUGCCAAAGUACGUGUUACGGCUUCAGUCUCGAAACCCUGGUACGGUGGUUUCAUGGUUUCAUCACCCGCACUCGGCUCCAGGACAUCCAACAUUCAAAUAUGUUUUUUGGGCAUUUGGUCCUUCAAUUCGCGCGUUUCAUCUUUGCCAGCCUGUCAUCUCUGUGGACGGCACACACUUGAAAGGAGGGUACUGUGGUAAGUUGUUGGUUGCGGUAACCAAAAACGCCAACAACUACAUAAUUCCAGUGGCGUACGCUCUAGUUGACGAAGAGACGGUUCAUAGUUGGUGUUGGUUUUUCCAAAAUUUGAGAGAAUACGUCACCAAAGACUGUAACAGUAGAAUUUGUGUUCUAUCAGACCGUCAUGCCGGGAUAAUUAAUGCGAUGGGAACCUUCUGGAUUGGAGGGAACCAAACGCCUACCACCGUUAUUGUCUUCGGCAUCUCAGAAGCAAUUUUAGUGGUAGGUCCAAGACCAAAUCUCUUAGGAAGCUGUGUUGGAUGA
Messenger RNA from Helianthus annuus (common sunflower), 888 nucleotides. RefSeq lists its product as uncharacterized. Bases 1 to 888 code for a protein of 295 amino acids. The record is from RefSeq and is a predicted model, not a curated record. The transcript is spliced from 2 exons. NCBI's taxonomy places the organism in Eukaryota, Viridiplantae, Streptophyta, Magnoliopsida, Asterales, Asteraceae.